GAUAACAGUGGUAGAGGAAGCGUCUCCCUCGUCUCCUCUUCCUCCUCGUUCUAUUAGAGUGACGAAGAAAAGGAGAACAAAGAUGGCUCUUUUGCCUCUCUUUGACCCUCUGUGUUGCCAAGAAGAGAGCUUGGAGCUGGAAGAAGAACGGACAGGACCAUUGUCGCCCGUCCACCUCCUCGAGGACUGGGCGGCGGUGGCCGAGGAGGAGUGGGUGGAGGCGCUUUGCUCCUUGGCGACCAGAGAAGGGGAGACCCGGCUGCCUGACGGCCGCGGGGAACACACGUACCUGCUGUCGGCAAGGAUGGAGGCGGUGGAGUGGGUGGCUCGCGCCUCGGAGCGCCACUUGUUCUCCGCCCUCACGGCGCUGCUUGCCGUCGACUACCUGGACCGGUGCUUCCUCACCUCUUCCGUAGCUGGCGGGCUCCGGCUUCAGCAGGACAAGCCGUGGAUGGGGCGGCUGGCGGCUGUGGCCUGCCUGUCUCUGGCAGCGAAGGUGGAGGAGACCCGCGUUCCCCUGCUCCUUGACCUGCAGCUGUCGUUAGCCGCGGCGACCGCGACGGAGCCGGAGGACAACAAGUUCGUGUUCGAGGCCAAGACCAUCCGGCUGAUGGAGCGACUCGUGCUCUCUUCCCUUGGGUGGCGGAUGAACCCCGUCACGCCGCUCUCGUUCAUCCACCACCUCCUUCCUCGACUCUGUCCCUGUUCCAAAGACAAGAACGCGAUCUCCACCACAACCGCCGCCGCCCGUGUCCGAGAUCUGGUUAACGGGUGCGAAGCUAUUCUCCUCUGCGUCAUAGCCGAUCGGAGAUGGAUCCGCUAUCCUGCAUCCAUUUGGGCCGCGGCGGCGCUGUCCGCCGCUUCGCUGGAGUCCCACGAGACCCACCACCUCAUCUCUUUCCUCAACGUUCCAAAGGACAAAGUGGACGAAUGCUAUCAGCUCAUCAUGGAACGAGGAAUCCAUGGCGGUAAGCGAAAGCAUUCCUCUGCCUCCUCGUACUACGCCUACAGUUCACCAGCAAGUCCAAGCGAGAGUUCGUCGAGCGGCGGCGAUUGCUGGUCAAGGUGGCCAACCUCGGGCUCACCUUCGCCGGAGAUUCGCCCUCUCAAAAGGCCAAACUGCAGCAGCGGCGGCAAGACCUUCGGAGACAAUGAACUCUGCUCCUGUUCCAAUGUAAAUAGAUUAUGAUCCGGCACUCGUACUAACUACUGCACUCCAUCUCUGUUCUCCUUAUAAUCGGCACUGUUCUUUCCUCGUUGUU
This is a messenger RNA of Musa acuminata subsp. malaccensis (wild Malaysian banana), 1262 nucleotides long. Its product is annotated as cyclin-D3-2-like. The record is from RefSeq and is a predicted model, not a curated record. Gene Ontology annotation, molecular function: cyclin-dependent protein serine/threonine kinase regulator activity. Gene Ontology annotation, cellular component: nucleus; cytoplasm; cyclin-dependent protein kinase holoenzyme complex. Gene Ontology annotation, biological process: regulation of cyclin-dependent protein serine/threonine kinase activity; mitotic cell cycle phase transition. NCBI's taxonomy places the organism in Eukaryota, Viridiplantae, Streptophyta, Magnoliopsida, Zingiberales, Musaceae.